AUGCCUAGGAUAACCAGCUCAUGGUGAGAUGAUGAUUUCACGAGCCAACUUGAAGAUUUAAAAUUUUCACAUAUCAUAAGCUCUGCUUUAUCAGGGCUUCUAGUGCUCUCCUUUGACUUUUUAUUGCCCAGCCAGGUUUUCACCGCGAUUUUUAAAGCUGUAACACUUUUUUUACUUAUUAUAUGCUCAACAAUUCUAAUAAAUCGGAAUAACAACUCACGAACAAUAUUUCUCGUUAUUUCGACAACUGAGUUCUGUAGCUUUUUGAUGUGGUAUUUUUCUAGAACUACACUUGAUGAGCAUAGAGCCAUAUUUAUCAUCGGUGCGACUUUUAACUUACUCCUUUUACAAAUUCCAUGCGUAAAAUCCAGAUUUUUCUGCUGCAUUCUCAUAGCUAAACAUAUAUAGCCUCUGAAAUAUUUUAGAUCAUUAUUGGCCAUCCAUUUUUAAUUUCCAAAAUUAAUUUGUACUUGUCAGCUUUUUUGAAAAGUAAAACGAAAUUGACAAAUCUCCGUUUUAUGGUUUUUAGGUGCCUAAUCAGACUUAUACUGUAUAAGGCAGGUGCCCUGUACCAUAUAUUUUUUCUGGUCGGUAUUUUGUUGGGGUAUAGAGAUCUAUUAAGGUGCAUGGGCUAUAUAUCAAUGGUAUAUUUUUGAUAUUUUGAAAACUACCGAGAGUUAUACUAGUAACCUUUCUCCAUAUAUUGUGGUAUCAAGCUGUUUAAUCAUCCAGUUUAUGAAUAUUAGUACGACAUUUAAAAGUGGAUUAUUAACAUUUUCUCUUCAUAGAAAAGCAGAAGAAACAGAAAGAUGCCUGAAUUUUUUAUGUCAAUCAUUUUGUGAUGGAUUUUUGGUACUUUCAGAUGACUUGAAAAUUGAAUAUUUAAAUUCAAAUAUUUUAGCGCUUUUUGAGUGUGAAGAAAAUCAGUUACUUAACAAUAUUUCUUGUCAGACAUAUUGGGAUGGAAAAAAGUUAAACCAUCUCACAUUUAAAAAGUCAGUUAGGAGUAGGACUUAGGUCCUACAUCCAAACUCAGUGAGAGAAGCCCGAGAGUCUCAGCUCAAGAGAAUGGGUUUGCACUGAGUCUGGUGUAGAUCAAAGAGGUCCUAAGGGGCUUGGGGACAGAAGCAUGUUGACGAUUAGGCCAACCUGUCUACCAUUUUUCAGAGUUGUGGUCCAAGCUGAAUUCAGGAAGAACGGGACUUAAAGAAUUAUCUUAAUUUAAACCAUCUAACAAAUUCAUCAUUUAUAAUAGAUGAUAUUAAAGCAGCCUUUGCUUUACCUAUAAAUGGAGAAGCCCUAAUAGGGAUAGGAAAAAUAAAAUGGUGACGAUGAGGGAAAUUGGAUUCCUAGGUUCACUCCCUGUGGAGCAGGUAGAAAUCAUCCGAUAAAACUGAAAGCAGAACUUCUCCCUUUUUGGGUAGGCCUUCAGGUUGGGGAUGUCUUGCUGAAGAGUGAAGCUUUGUUUUUUCCCCUGAAGUUUUUCCUGUCACUGUCAGAUGGGCUAGGCAGGUUCUGCCUACCGCGUGGUCUAUCCUUGUCAGGAUCAUCGUGGCACUCUACAUACGGUAGCUCUGCCCUAGACAGUCUAAUUGUUUAAUUUAAUAGGGAUAUCGAAGUUAAGAAGCAACCUUUUGGAAUGAAAAAUUAAAAAAAUGCAUUGAAAAAGUAAACCAUCUUUAGUAAUUUUUUCAAGAAAUGUCAAUCAUUUAAUAGAACUCGAAUCCCUAUCUUCUGAAUGCAGGGCGAAAACUGACCUAUUGAACUUUGUAUCACAUGAACUAAGGGCUCCAGCGAAUUCAAUAAUUCUGUUUCAAGAACAAAUAAUUGAAGAGGAAGGGUCGAGACUAAAAACUACAACUGUUGAUAAGCUGCAGACAAUAAAUGUGCUUUCUCAUCUUCUUCUUUCCUUUGUAAAUGACUUGUUAGAUCACUCAAGAAUCAUGGCAGGUGCAUUUAAUUUAAAUAAAUCAAACUUUGAUAUCAGAGAUGUCAUCAAAGACUCAUGCAAGCUCUUUGAAAUUCAAGCUAAGCUUAAGCACAUUGAUUUAAGAAUACGUUUAGACCCGACCUUGCCUCAUUCAAUAUAUUCUGAUCCAAUGAGAAUUGGACAAAUUUUGGUAAAUCUUAUAGGAAAUAGCUUAAAAGUAUUACUUUUUUGAAUUUUAAUAGAUUUACUCUUAAUUAAAUUCUUGUUUUUCUUUGAAGCCUGUAAUAAGAUAGGAUCGGUGGAUCGACCGUUAGAGCCUAACUGCCUCAGCCCAAGCAAGAGUUCUCUUUCCAGCACACCAUGUGGAGUGUCACAACUCCAGGAAGCUGUCUCUUCGUCUUUAUAAGACUAUCUAGGAAUCUAAGUCCCUUUUUCAUGGAACGUUAGAAGAGUUUCAACCUCUAACGUUCCGCAUUUUUAAAAAAUUGUGAAGUAUUACUUAUUGUAGGUUCACCACAACUGGCUCAAUUGAGGUAUGUGUAUUUACUAGUCAUUUUAAUAGAAUUGAGUUUUCAGUCACAGAUACAGGUGCUGGGAUCUUACAAUCUCGCCUUGCAUCACUUUUCACGGCAUUUUCUACAUCUAACUCAGGUAAUUACAACCCUCAAGGUGUUGGAUUAGGUUUAUACAUUUCGGGAAUCUUAGCCAAAGCUUUAAACGGUACAUCUAUCCAAGUGGAGUCUCAUGAAGGAAAAGGAUCAAAAUUCACAUUUUACUUGCUCCCCCCCUUCCGUGAGCGAACAAAAAAAUUCUUAUUCACUCACGAGGGGGGGUUAAUUUAUUUUUAAAAAAAUCUAUGGAAUUUUAAAGAAAUAUUUUUUUCGAAAUUUUAAAAAAAUCCUAAUUCGCAAAAAUUGGAAAGCAAAUAUUAAUUUAAUUUAUAAAAUUUAUGUUUUAAAAACGCAAAUUUUUUAAAAUUAAACAGAAUUAGCUAUAGAUUUAAACGAAAAAUUGGAAUUUGCUUUAACUGAGUCUGAUAUGGGGCUAGUUGACGAAGGGCUGACAUCCCCAAUUGUAAUGAAAGCAAGAAGAGAGUCAUGCCAUAGAAACUUUUCUAAAGACAAAGUGCUAAUUGUGGAUGACAAUGACUUCAACAGAAUCAUUUUGGGAGCUAUUUUGGACAAAAAUCAAAUAGGGUAUAUAGAAGCAGAUAGUGGGACAAAAGCAUUGCAUAUUGUACAGAAGCAAAAUAAUAAAGGGAGGUAUAUCAAGCUUAUUAUUAUGGACUGCCACAUGCCAGUUAUUGAUGGAUGAGAAGCAACUAAAAAGAUCCAUGAAAUGCAUAAAACUCAACUUAUCCGGCAUAUGCCUGCGGUUAUUGGUUACACAGCAAGCUCUUCAGAAGAGGAAAUUAAAAAGUGUUUUGAGUAUGGAAUGGUAACUUAUUUACUGAAACCUGCCAGGCCAGAGCUGCUUAUGGAAUUGAUAAAUCAGUAUCUUGGAUUUGAUGAAGAAUCAUCUAAUGCAAUUGCUGACUCCACCCCUCCAUGAGCGAAAAAAGAAUUUUUUUUUUAAUUAUAUUUAAAUUUUAUAGUGGAUUUACAAAAAUGAAUAGCUAAAAUUAACUUAAUUUGUAAAUUUUAUGCCUAAAAUGCAAGUUGUUUAAAAUUCAACAGAAUUAGAUAGAUAGUUCAUUAUACUAAGAAUCAUUUAUAUAUAAUUUGUUUGUUCACUUAUGGUGUCUGUUUUUUUAUCUAAAAAUAGGGAUUUUUCCGAGUAAGUAA
Blepharisma stoltei is the source of this 3714-nucleotide messenger RNA. The record is from the annotation of a GenBank genome assembly. NCBI's taxonomy places the organism in Eukaryota, Ciliophora, Heterotrichea, Heterotrichida, Blepharismidae.